UGUGCGGAGCAUUGGUGCAGUGCCGCGCGUUCACGUCCACUGCGACCAGGAAAUUUUCAAAGUGGAUAAAAUUACUUACACAAUACACAAAUGAAAAGAAUUUUAUGUGUAAAAUAUAAUUGUGCAUUUCAUAAUCUAUCGAAAGGAAGGCAAUCAAAUUGGCCAAUACGACAUUUUAUGAAAUAAUAAAGAGCUUAACUGAUGAGUGGUGCUGAAUUUUCACUUUGCCCUUUUUCCUAAAGCAAAGUUUGUAUACUCUAUUUAGCGAAAAUUAAGACGAUAGGCAAAAUAGAGCGAUAAAGAAAAGCGAAAAGUGUGCAAGAAUGAGCAAGUAAAUCGGAAAUUUGGGUUAAGUAAGUUUUUCUUGGUGAUUGAAAUGCACGAAUAUAACCGUAAAAAUGAAAAAUUUGGUAUUGAUGAUAACCGCAUGAGAUGAUAAGUAUCCUGUUCCACAUUUCAAUUAUCUUGAGUGUGUGCUAUUUUUUCGCUGCACUCCCGUUUCGGAUGUGAAACUCUCUCCUCCCACUGCCCUAAGCGCUUUGCAAUGGCUCUCUCGGUCGAUGCAUAUGGCCUAAGAGAUAUUUUAUUAUACUGAAAUUAAAUCCUGCAAGACCGAGUAGGUUGUCGUCCCGUUCACACAUUAACGCAAAGGACUUGAAAUAACUGUAAAGGAAGUGCUGCAAAUUAAUAAUUAACAUUUUUUUUCAUCUAAAUAAAUCAACAAUAUUAAGUAAAUUAACUGAAAUUAGUAUUGAGCAGUUAGCAAACUUUUUCCAUUGGAAUUGAAGCAUCCCAACGCGUCUCAUUGCACUGCAUCGUUUUACUUCGCGUGCUAUUGAACGCGCCGAAUUUGUUAGCGCGCGUGUGUGUGUGUGUGUGUGUUAGUAUAUGCACAUAGUAUGUGUGUAUUAAGCAAUUGUAUGCAGGCACUUUCGCAGAACCGAAUCGGAGAAAAGGACUAAAUUUGAAUGCGAAAUGCUCUCGCAAGCCAUCUCGUGGUCACAUAAAACCGUUGUACGAGGCAUAAGAAAAAUUUUCGCACUGUCACUCGGACGCAUUCCUUCGCUUUACACAUAGCAAAAGCAAAAUUCCGCAUGCCAUUCCCCGCUCACAUCUAAACUAAAAAAAAAUAGAAUAAAAUAAAAAAUCAAUUUAGUUAAGUGUAAAGAAAAGAUUUUCUAGUCUCAUAUCUACGGUAUAUAUAAAAUUGUGAGAAUUCUAUCAAAAAAUUGCGUUUUUGUGAGGAAUUUAUGUGAAUUCUACGCGUGAGUGUAUAGUAUAUGUGUGUGAGUAUUUAUUGCCUAAAAGCUGCAUGCUGAGGAGUUAAUUUUUUAGUGAUUAAAAUAACAGUAUAUGCGAUUUGCAUCUUUCAGUGUGGUUAAGUGGCAAAAAAAAAAAAAAUUAAAUAAAAUAAAAAGAUAAAUAUAUAACAAAAAGAAACUCUGAGGAAAAAAUUGCACUCCAAAAGUCAAGCAAAAAAUAUAAAUGUAUGUGAAAGUGAAAUACAUACAUACUAUGAAAAGUGUGUAUAUGUGAAUGUGUGUACUGCAUGAAAGCAAUGCAAUUACUGACCACCGAAUUACAACGAGAUUUUUCUACAACUGAAAAUACUAUUCACCAUCAUCACUGUCACCAACCAACCAACCAACCAACCAACAACAGCAAUAGCAAUAGCAACAGCAAUAUCGCCAAUCGCCAAUCGCCUACGUCGAGGUCAUCGUCAUAGUCAACGCAUUUGCCCAGAAAAAAGAAGUCAAAAACUAAAACUACAGCAACAACAACAUUUCAAAUAACUUCAUCAGGCACUUUAUACGCACACCGCAUAGGGAUAGUAAGCGCACACCCACUGCAGCCUCCCUCAAUCUUAUAUAUGAACAUAUGUAUGUACAUACAUACUUAGAUGUAUAGGUGAAGCUGUUUGGCACUGAUCGGCUUCAUAGUGGUGACAGCUCGCAUUACUACACCUAACGGAGGUUAGACACAUGCCGAGUGCAAAUUGAGGACUAAUAUGGAACAAUCUUAAAGAUGUAUAAAAGCUUGUCAGCAGAACGUCGUGCUAUAAUCGAAAAUCACCUAUUCCUUCGGCUCAAACAUCAACUGGUCCACCGGGUAUAACCAACGACCUCUUUCGCAUUCACAUAUCGUCGUAGUUAGUGAACGAGUAUAUGUACGUAUAUGCAUAUGUAUAUGUAUAUGUAUCUAACGCAAUAGUCACAAAACGUAAUCGCUUUUACUGUCGUCAUCAUCUGCGUACAUACACGUACAUGCAUACAUAUACAUAUGUAUAAUAAAUUCGCAUUUUAGCUGUCGUCGUUACAUCUACAUCAAUAUACUCGUAUGUGUAUGUUUGUACUUGCACGUAAUCGUCGUCGUUAUUGUGUCAUCGUGUAAUCGAAUUUUUUUGCUGUUGUUGUUGUUGUUGUUUUGUCGUACCUAUAACUCGUAGCCGUCGUGGCCCAUUCACUGCCGGAAAUGCGUUGCAGCAUCAACGGAAAUUAAACAAAUCAAAGCCGAAGUGGAAAUCCAAGCUGAACUCACAUUGUCGACACCAACGGGCGGGCAACAUUGGGUACUCAGCUGUUUGUACCGUUCGUCGUCAGUCAGUCAGUCAGUUGGCUCAUCGCACAAAAUACAUAUAUUUUUUCAUAACGCAACGGAAGUUUUUUUCCGCUAUUCAUUGUGCUGGUCGUUUUUUUUUUAGCCGAUGUGCAAGUUACUCACCGUGGAAUGCCGCUGUUGCACUGAGAGAACAGGUUCUGCUCAACUUUAAUAUGCAUAUAUAAAGUAAAUAAAGACUUCCAAUAACAAUUGUGAGCAAUAAAAUAGCAACGAAGCUUUCAAAUAUUUUCACGCUAACUAAAAUACCACAAGACGCCUACAAAAACAAAAGGGAGAAAAGAAAAAGACGUUUAACCAUGGGAAUGAAAUGUGUCAGAUUGCACAAAGCACAAUAAUCCAUCGUUGGUCCUAUACGCUUGGGAAUUAGUGAUCGCUUCGAAUUUAUCACGUGUACUUUGAUGAUUCGUAUUGAAUGCUGCAAUUGAGGCGUUUUCGCGCCCAUCGUAAUGCAAUAUUGGAGUGGUAUUGCCAAAACGUGCAAUAGAUACGUUGUGUCGCCACGCCCCCACUACCACUAGAUGCAGUGGAAGAAGAAGUUUACUCGAUUGAAAGCAGCUACAGGAAAUUCGCGUGCGCGAAGAAUGCUUUGUUGUGGACGAAGAAAGGAAAAUGGAAGAUCCGUUCCUGAUGUUACCGCCAGCCCUGGCCGUGCGCCUCCUGGUCCCUUGCCGGCGAAUCAGUUGCAAUCGUUGGCCAAUCAACAGCAGCAGCAACCACAACAGUCGCAACAUCAUCAACAACAACAGCAGCAGCAGCAACAACAACAGCAACGGCCAGGAGGGAAAGAGCCAGUGUUGCUGCAAGGAGAUUUUCGCAAGGUGUCGGGUAUCAGUUCGGAGAUCUUUCGGCAGAUAGAAGCAGUUGAAAAUGAUCAUGACCCGAACACAGCUGCGGCUUUGGAGGCGGUGGAGAGAAGGGGUGAAAUGAUAGUACGAAUUCUGGAACCGCGAUGUAUUGGAGGUAAGCACGCCGUGGAAGCAGCGCACAAAUUGAUGUCUAAAGGGGAUGCGCGACAUACUGUGCAGCUUGUUGAGAUAGUUAAGCGUCCAGGUCAAACAUUGGGCUUAUACAUACGUGAGGGAAAUGGCGCCGACCGUACCGAUGGAGUUUUCAUAUCUAGAAUAGCCUUAGAAUCUGCAGUUUACAAUAGCGGUUGCCUGAGGGUGGGCGAUGAAAUCCUGGCCGUUAAUUUGGUCGAUGUUACACACAUGUCCUUGGAUGAUGUCGUCAUUAUUAUGUCAAUUCCCCGGCGACUAGUUUUGGCAAUACGUCAAAGACGAGAUAGUCGCACUACCGGUUCACCGGGACCACCAACUCUGUCCCGGCCCGAGCAAAAGCCACCGCCAGUUGUCGUUAUCAAACGUGAUCUCAGAGAUGAAGACUUAGAUGAGACCGAUCGCAUGCCAAGAUCCCGUUCAUCACGCGAAAGACGUACAGGAGAUGGACGAGAGAUGACCGAAUCGCGCUCCCGCCUCGGUUUGGGUCUCAACAAUUAUAGCCCGCAAUCCGAGCAGCUGGACAUGUAUUAUAAUACACGCGCUGGCGUGAGCGCUAUGAACGAGCCACCCAGUUGGGGCUAUAAACCACCACCGCCACCGUCGGUCAUCACCGAACAGCCCAAGGGUCAUGCUUUUGCUCCUUCGCAUGCGUACUAUCAGAAUGCUGGUACGUUGGAGAGCUUAGCUGAGAAGGUACACGCAUUCUAUCCUAGUGGACCAUCGCGGCGAAUGUCCACCGGUACCGGUGUUGGCUUAGCGCAACAACAUGCGCGCUUCCCGCGCUCUGGCUCAGAUCAACACUUACCACGCGUAGAAUAUGCGGAUUAUUCAAACUCCUUGGGACGACACUCAUUAUUGCGUUCCAGUUUGAAGCCGGGUACUGGCGCAGCACCAAUAGCUGUAGGCGGCACCUUAGGACGUUAUGGCCGUUAUGAACCACCGCGUCAAUCUUCGAAAUAUGCACCGCCUAAUAUUGGCGCACAGUCGCUUAGCCGUCGUUCGCGACCAAAUCUUGAUUAUUCGAGCGAUACUGAAGCCACAAUAGGCCCACGACCAAGCUACUAUUACUACAAUCGGCCCGCUGUAGGCAGCAUGCCACGCGGUGCCACUGCAGCAGGUAUGGGUACAGCUGGUAUAUUAGGAGGUGGGCCAGAUAUGGCAAAGUUUAAUUCACUGCCACGCGAACGACCGGGCGUGCGUCUACAAGGUAUACGCUCACGUAUCGGUGAUCGCAUUAUGGAUGAAAGUGACGGUAACAUAUCGGCACCGGAAUUCAACGCUCGUCGUGAUCGCGAUCUAAGAUCGCGAAUAACAGCGAGCCCUUCUAUUUUUACAUCAGAUGAAUAUCGAGCAUGGUUGAGGCGUGCACCAAGUAGUUCGGCUAUUGCGGAGCAAAUGCGUAUGACAAGAGAUUUGCUUAGCCAGCCUCGAUCGCAUCGAUUUUCGUGCAGCGCAGAAAAUAUACACGACGCACUGAAGAACACCGAAAGCAUUUACUCCAGUCGGACGGGUAUACUGGGAACUGGUACAUUGGAUCGUCAUCUCGGAAUGCCACGUCCCAUUUCAGCCCUACCAGUUCGUUCAAUGUCAUCACAACAUAUUGGUGGUCCAUCGUCGAUACGCUCGCCAAGCAUACGUCGCAUGCGACAACUCCUCGAGCUGUCUGCCGGUCCAGCUAGUCCAAGCGGUAGUAUUAUGAGCACUGGCGGUCAUCAAAGUCCCGCGCCGACGCCUAGCGCUACAUUACCCAGAACGCACAGACAAAUUGAUAUUAAUCCAGCGGAGUUCGCCAAGUACAAACUCGACAAACCGAUAGUCGAUAUUGGCGGUAUAUCGGGUAUGUUGUGGAUCCAUUUGCUUGCGGGCCGUGGCUUACGUUCGGCACCAGAACUAGGCGCACAGCACGUGGGCGGCCCACAUCAUGCAGCUCAAUCACAAACACGUGAUCUCUAUUGUGUGAUUGAAUGUGAUCGUGUGCAUAAAGCGCGCACUGUUGUGCGAUCCGGUGAUCUCCAAUUCGACUGGGACGAGUCUUUCGAGUUGGACUUGGUUGGCAACAAGCAGCUGGAUGUAUUGGUUUACUCAUGGGAUCCGCAACAUCGGCACAAAUUAUGCUAUCGCGGUGCCAUAUCGUUAUCUAUACUGCGACAAUCGCCGCUACAUCAGUUGGCUCUAAAGGUGGAACCACGUGGCACUAUUUACAUACGAAUGAGGCAUACAGAUCCCAUAACAUUGUAUCGGCGACGUGGCCUGCCCAGCUUAAGGGCCGGUUAUCCCAUACUGUUCGGCGCUGAUUUGGAAACGGUGGUGAAUCGUGAGUCUAAAGGCGCGCCUGGUAGUGCUCCUGUGCCAAUUGUGUUGCGACGUUGUGUGGAGGAAGUGGAGCGACGAGGACUAGAUAUCAUUGGUCUAUACCGUUUAUGUGGUUCAGCAACGAAAAAACGCCUGCUCCGCGAAGCUUUUGAGCGCAACAGUCGGGCUGUGGAAUUGACUCCAGAACAUGUUCCUGAUAUAAAUGUUAUAACCGGUGUGCUAAAGGACUAUCUAAGAGAGUUACCGGAACCGCUGUUUACGCGGUGUCUCUUCCAGAUGACCGUCGACGCUUUAGCUGUCUGCCUGCCCGAUGACCCUGAGGGUAAUGCAAAACUAAUGCUUAGCAUACUUGAUUGCUUGCCCAGGGCAAAUAGGGCGACUUUAGUAUUCCUGCUGGAUCACUUGUCCCUUGUCGUCUCCAACUCGGAGCGCAAUAAAAUGUCAGCUCAAGCAUUGGCUACCGUCAUGGGUCCUCCUUUGAUGCUACACGCCGCUAACGCUCAACCCGGUUCGGACAUCGACCACGCCCAACCAAUUGCCGUGCUGAAAUAUCUACUACAGAUUUGGCCGCAGCCGCAAGCACAGCACCAUCAAGUGCCCACUGGCGGUCUCGUAAGCGCCACCGGUAUGAUGGGCAGCAUGGUCGGUGCAGGAGGUGCUCUGGCGGGCGCGGGCAGCAUGAGCAACAUGGCGGGUGGCGGUGUUUCAGGUCGGCGCGGCGAGUCAACAGGGCAGCGUGGAAGCAAAGUCAGUGCGUUGCAAGCGGACAGACAACUUCUACUGCAGCAGCAGCAGCAGCUCAUGGCGGCGGGCAAUCUUCUACGCUCGUCCACUUCGGUAACCAACAUACUCUCACAAGGCCAUCAUCCGCUCUCAGCCACAGCCAACAAUCAUCUGUAUCAAUCAGUAGUGGGUCAGUUAGCUCAAUCGCCUCGAGCCUUGCAACAAGCGGUGCAACAGCCCCAUCAAUUGGCGGGCUCAGCGGCCUCAGCAAUUCUCGACCAAUCGCCACUGCCACUUCCAGGCACACCCUCCCCAGGCAGUAGUUCGGCAUCGACCGGUUCCGGCUCGGGUUCCGGUAAAAGUACUGAUACAAUAAAACGUGGUGGUGCGUCACCCUCCUCGGUCAAGCAUGUGAAAAUCCAAGAAUCCUCCAGUUCGUAUUCCAUAACACAGAAGAAGCCAACGAAAGACUCACCAACCGAUGAUGUUAUGAGUUUAUUAAGUGGUACAGCCGCCACCACAGCAACAACGACAAGAAAAGGCGUCGAAUUUUUCGAACCGCACAAACCUCAUACGAAGAGUGACGAUAGUAGCUACACGAUGAAAUAUGGCGAGUUGGCGGCGAAGAGGCUCACAGCUUACGGCGAUCCAAGCACUUAUGGUACCGCCACUGGUAGUACUGGUAAGACGGCACUUGCAACACUCUCAACAGAUGACUACAAGGCCAUGCGUAAUAAAUCCAGCGCUACAUCGUCCUCUUCAUCAUCUCAAGCGACAGUUUUGAGCGCGGCUGGUUCAACUGCCACCUCAGCUACAACGACAUCAUCGGACGAUUCAGAUGAUCUAAUAUCGUACAAAUCAUCGGCGUCAACGAAUGCUUUGCUUGCACAAUCGCAGGCAAUGACCACAUCCCAACUUAUGUCCAAGUAUUUGAAGCGAGAACCACGCGUACAGUUUACACCUAUAAAGUCACCUGAUUCUCCAUCUCCACCGGGUAGCGAUGGUCUGCCCAAAGGCGUCUAUCACUUAACUGCGGCCAGCAGUAAAACGGGCACAUCUACGGGUGCCAUAAGUAAACACACCGACAACAAGUCCGCAUCGCCAUCAAAACAGUUGAGUGGCAGCAAAGAAGGGCCAGCAUCAACAACAUCGUCGAACGCAUCGUAUACAGCACCAUCGACAUCCUUUCUAUCGACUGGUAGGCGACUAUUCGAUAGUUUAGCUUCAUCGACGGAAGCAGAGGCACGUUCAUCAGGGGGAGGUAACAGCACAACAACCGCAGCAACAUCUGCAACAUAUAACGAUAGUAAAAGUGUAGCAAGUAGUCAUAUUAGCAAUAAGCAACAAAGUUCAGAACUCAGAAGUUAUGGUAGUAGUCUAUUCGGUAGUAGUGCGCAGAUUGCCGCGACAAAUGGCAAUGGCGCCACAACAACAAAUGGCACUCACAAUGCUAUGCAUCUUUAUGGCACACUACCCAAAAACGGCACAGCCGGCAAUGCUACAGGUAAUGGUUCCUCCGGUGGUGCUGGUGGUGGUAUGUACAACUCAGCCACGUCCGCCUCGUACUAUGCGGGAGCACAAACAUCUUCGUCCUCGGGUGGGCCCACAGCCAGCAGUAGUGGCGUGAGCUCUAUGACUGGCUCCACCACCAGCUAUGAUUAUUACAAUACCAGUUCCGCCUCAUACACGUCAGCGACCAGCACAUGAUCUUAUGGUGGUAAUGGCGGCGGUGGUGGCAAUUAUCACACGUUAGGUAGUUACAGAGUACAAUAUGCCGCCACCAAUCCCUUUCUAGAAGCUUUCGACGCAUCUGGUGGCAGUAGUGGUAACGCUGCCGGCGGCAGUGGUAAUCGUAAUGGUGGUAGUAGCAAUAACACUGGUAACGGACAUGGUAACGGUAUUAAUGAACAACAACAACAGGGUAACGGUAGUAGUCAAAGUCACAAUCGAACAUCGCUGCUGGCCGCUUUGCAUGGUAGUGACUCGAAGAAUGGCAGCGAUGAGUUUGAUGAUUUGAAGUAAGAGAUGUUCAAAUAAAAAAAAAAA
Ceratitis capitata (Mediterranean fruit fly) is the source of this 8699-nucleotide messenger RNA. RefSeq names its product rho GTPase-activating protein 100F (gene RhoGAP100F). Gene Ontology annotation, molecular function: protein binding. The coding region runs from base 3138 to 8360 and encodes 1740 amino acids. The transcript is spliced from 13 exons. NCBI's taxonomy places the organism in Eukaryota, Metazoa, Arthropoda, Insecta, Diptera, Tephritidae. Gene Ontology annotation, biological process: signal transduction. The record is from RefSeq and is a predicted model, not a curated record.